GCUCCGUCAACCUCACUCCAAACAGCCGCGGCAUCAAGCGCAAGAAGCCAUGCCUGAGCCAGCCAAGUCCGCCCCCAAGAAGGGAUCCAAGAAAGCGGUCACCAAGACCGCCAGCAAGCCCGGCAAGGGCAAGCGAAAGAGGGGAAGGAAGGAGAGCUACGCCAUCUACGUGUACAAGGUCCUGAAGCAGGUCCACCCGGACACCGGCAUCUCGUCCAAGGCCAUGAGCAUCAUGAACUCGUUCGUCAACGACAUCUUCGAGCGCAUCGCCUCCGAGGCCUCCCGCCUGGCGCACUACAACAAGCGCUCCACCAUCACGUCCAGGGAGAUCCAGACCGCCGUCCGCCUCCUCCUCCCCGGCGAGCUGGCCAAGCACGCCGUGUCCGAGGGCACCAAGGCCGUCACCAAGUACACCAGCUCCAAGUGAGCCCGUCCGGAUUCGUCCCAAACCAACGGCUCUUUUAAGAGCCAC
Molecule: messenger RNA, 472 nt
Organism: Syngnathoides biaculeatus (alligator pipefish)
Lineage: Eukaryota; Metazoa; Chordata; Actinopteri; Syngnathiformes; Syngnathidae
Product: histone H2B-like
Exons: 1
Coding region: 50-427 (125 amino acids)
Cellular component (GO): nucleosome
Molecular function (GO): DNA binding; protein heterodimerization activity; structural constituent of chromatin
Source: RefSeq, a predicted model, not a curated record